AUGUGGAGAGAUCCAGGAGUUUCAGCUGAUUCUUUCUAUCAAACUCGCCCUGAUUGCACCGAUGUCCCCAUUUCUCGAUUCAAGAUCAAGCCUGGUAAGACACUAAGUCCGAGAAAAUGGCAUGCUGCGUUUACUCAAGAAGGAUAUCUGGAUAUAGGCAAGACUUUGAGACGAAUCUACCGAGGGGGAGUCCAUCCAUCAAUUAGGGGAGAAGUUUGGGAAUUUCUACUUGGCUGCUACGACCCGAAGAGUACAUUUGACGAAAGAGAUCAAAUAAGACAACGCCGAAGGAGGCAAUAUGCUACAUGGAAAGAAGAAUGUCGGCAAUUGUUUCCUCUUGUUGGAAGUGGUAGAUUUAUCACAUCACCUGUAAUUACUGAUGAUGGUCAGCCAAUUCCAGAUCCAUUGGUUAUGCCAGAAACCAAUACAGCCAAUGGAUCAACUGCACUUCAUCAAGAUGAUAACAGGCUUUCAAGUAUAAAUUCUGCAAAUAAUUUACAAAAUGUGACAGACAAGAAACUAAUCCAGUGGAUGUUAACUCUCCAUCAAAUCGGUCUUGAUGUGGUUCGCACUGACAGGACAAUGGUUUUUUACGAGAAGCAAGAAAACUUGUCAAAGCUAUGGGAUAUUCUUGUAGUUUAUGCUUGGAUAGAUAAAGAAGUUGGGUACGGUCAAGGAAUGAGUGACCUAUGCUCCCCAAUGAUAAUUCUUCUUGAUGAUGAAGCAGACGCAUUUUGGUGCUUUGAGCGUCUGAUGCGCAGACUUCGAGGAAAUUUCAGAAGCACUGGUCGCACUCUUGGGGUGGAGGCUCAACUAAGUAAUUUGGCUUCAAUUACUCAAGUCAUUGAUCCAAAACUUCAUAAACAUAUAGAACAUAUUGGUGGAGGUGACUAUGUGUUUGCUUUUCGGAUGCUAAUGGUUCUGUUUCGUCGAGAAUUUUCCUUUUGCGAUUCAUUGUAUCUAUGGGAGAUGAUGUGGGCUCUGGAAUAUGAUCCUCACAUGUUCAUGAUGUAUGAAGAAGCUCAAACAGCUUCUGAAAAAGCUGAGAGAGUCAAAGGAAAAGCAAAGUCAAUCCGACAAUGUGGAAAAUAUGAGAGGGAAAAUUUGAAAAAUGGAGCAAAGAAUACCGAAACUCCUCUUCCUAUAUCAGUUUUCCUUGUUGCCAGUGUGUUGAAAGAUAAAAGUACAACACUACUCCAUGAAGCGCGAGGCUUGGACGAUGUUGUCAAGAUAUUGAAUGACACAACAGGAAAUCUAGAUGCCAAAAAGGCUUGUAUUGAGGCUAUGAAGCUUCACAAAAAGUAUUUGAAAAAGGCCAAGAAAGCUUAG
This is a messenger RNA of Vicia faba (fava bean), 1329 nucleotides long. The record is from the annotation of a GenBank genome assembly. Lineage: Eukaryota; Viridiplantae; Streptophyta; Magnoliopsida; Fabales; Fabaceae.